GGUCCAGCAGCAGAUUUGUUUGGACCACGGAGCCGUUCAGUCCCCCUUCACCGGCCCGGCCUUUUCCACACUGAAGGACGCUGUCAGACGCCUGCUGCCGUACCACACCUGCGCUGGUCACCUGCCCACUCAGGAUGACUUUAAUUUAGUGGACCAGGAGUUUGACAGUGUGUCCGGUUUCCUGCUGAAACGCACGAAGGACAUGGUCAACAAAUACAGGCAGCUACUGGUUAGAGAAGCCCAGCAGGAGAGUCCGUCAGCAGAGAUGGUGAUGCUGGAGCGUCUCUUCCUCCAGGCUGAGCGAUGCGCUUUAGCGGAGGACAGACGAAGAGUCCGCAGAGACCCAGAGUCAUUUAUGAUGGCCUUGGCUACGUCAGCAUCUUCCCCCCAUGGCGCCCACUCCUCCGGCCCCUCCCACCUGUGCUCCUCUGGCAGCCCCUCCUCCCCACCAGCCUGGACCAGACUGUCCGACCGGCCCCCGGGGCUGAAGACGUACCGCUCCAGCUCCCGCGGGGCUCUCAGGCUCACCAUCAAGCAGGAGUCCGGCUCCCGCAAAGUGGUUCACAACUCCGCCUGCGACCCGGGACUCAAGAGGGACCACACGGGGCAGCUUACUAACGGCGGCGGAGCUGUGAACGAACGCCACCCUCAGGCACCCAACGGAGCACCCCAGUGCCCUCAGCACGACGAGGAGAUCUCCAACGGAGCUCUGCCCUGUAACACUGCGGAGGAAGUCCCACAGACUGCACCCAAUUCCAAAAUAAAAGCCCCAAAUCCUCUUUCUAUGCCAGAGCCACAGGCCGGUUGCUUCGAGUUGCCUCACAGAGAUGUCAGCGCCCCAAAACUGAAAUGCUACAGGUUGGAUGCGUCGCCUCGGCCGGAGCAGCGGUUCAGCCCGCCGCCUCCCCCCCUCCAAGAGGACAACAUGCUCAGUGAACAUCUACAGAGUGCCAUUGACAGCAUCCUGGAGCUUCAGCGCCUGCAGGGCCCCUCUGCAGCCCCGACCAGGGCCACGUCAGGCCCUUCACUGGACCAGGCUGUCACCAGCAUCCUGGAGGGACACCUGUGA
Molecule: messenger RNA, 1069 nt
Organism: Morone saxatilis (striped sea-bass)
Lineage: Eukaryota; Metazoa; Chordata; Actinopteri; Moronidae
Product: BRD4-interacting chromatin-remodeling complex-associated protein-like
Biological process (GO): positive regulation of DNA-templated transcription
Cellular component (GO): SWI/SNF complex
Source: RefSeq, a predicted model, not a curated record